AUGCUGAAAAUUCCAAGUCUCCAUCUUGUUAUUAUCGCAAGCUAUUCGAAAAAAAAUCGAGUGCCUUGGACUCUGACGCGGACACCACUACGUUCAACUUCAAUUGAUAUUGAUUCGAAUGCUAAAUGGAUACAAAAUGGUCUCACUGUAGCUGGAGGAAAUGGACAAGGCAGUGGAGCCAAUCAACUCUAUCAACCAUUCGCUUUGUAUGUCGAUGAUGAUGAAACAACUUAUGUCGUGGAUUGUUCGAAUCAUCGUAUUGUAGAAUGGAAAUGUGAUGCAACGACUGGCCAAGUAGUUGCUGGUGGAAAAGGAAGUGGAAAUGGAGCUGAUCAGUGUAAUUCCCCAACAGAUGUGAUUGUCGACAAAACAAGAGAUAGUUUCAUCAUUUCCGAUUACGGAAAUAAAAGAGUAGUUCGAUGGCCUCGUCAAAAUGGUACUAGUGGAGAAACUAUCAUCUCAAACAUCUCUUGCCAUGGUUUGACAAUGGAUGAGAAUGGAUCUCUCUAUAUCGUUGAUCAAGAAAACCAUGAAGUGAGACGAUAUCGAAUUGGUGACACUGAAGGAACAGUAGUUGCAGGUGGAAAUGGACAAGGAAGUCGUUCCGAUCAACUCUUUAAGCCUUGGUACGUGUUUGUCGAUCGAGAUCAUUCAGUGUACGUAUCUGAUUCGGCAAAUCAUCGUGUAAUGAAAUGGGAAGAAGGUGCAAAACAAGGCGUUGUUGUAGCUGGUGGUCAAGGACAAGGAAAUAGUGUUGCACAGUUGUCGAUACCUGAAGGUGUCGUUGUUGAUCAAUCGGGCAAUGUCUAUGUGGCUGAUUGUCAUAAUCAUCGGAUCAUGCGUUGGUCAAAAGGAGCUACACAGGGCAGUGUCAUUGUUGGUGGAAACGGUACAGGAGGGCAGUCGAAUCAAUUGUAUUAUCCCAAUGGUUUAUCAUUCGAUCGACAUGGCAAUCUCUAUGUUGUGGAUCAGAACAAUAAUCGAGUGCAAAAAUUUAAUAUCGAUUCAAAUUCAUAG
Rotaria sp. Silwood2 is the source of this 1017-nucleotide messenger RNA. Lineage: Eukaryota; Metazoa; Rotifera; Eurotatoria; Philodinida; Philodinidae. The record is from the annotation of a GenBank genome assembly.